Molecule: messenger RNA, 1959 nt
Organism: Symbiodinium natans
Lineage: Eukaryota; Dinophyceae; Suessiales; Symbiodiniaceae
Source: the annotation of a GenBank genome assembly
AUGCCGCACCCCAAGAGCCGACCCUUCAGGAAGCGCGAGUGCGAAGCUCGGAUCGAAGAUAGGCCCGAGCCGUGCACUGCCAGCGUGAGGCACGAGGCCGUUUGCCCUCUGUGUUUUGUACCCCUGCCCAGUGCGGGCUUGCUGAACCAUUUCUCAACGGCACACCACAGCACGGAACCCUCCAUCGGCCGCGAUCGGUUGCUGAGCGGCGGCUCGACAAUCCAACUGCUUGACGCGCGAACUCCGCCGGCGGCCGAAGCCAGGGCUUCAGGUCAGGAGCGCUCUGAGUUCUCCUAUUCUUUGCCGUAUGAGCUCGAUGUGGAGUUCACACUGCCUCGUUGGCUCACUGCAGAUGCAUCUAAUCGCAUCUUGUUCUUGGCCCUGGAUAUGAACUUGGUCAAGCAAUACAAGCUCAGCCCCUUAUCUGUUUGGAAAGGGGCCAGCGUUGCGGAGCAGUUCCAAUGUAUCAAGCCCGCUCAACACAUAGAUGCGAAACAGUUGCAGCAGAGACUGCACGGCAUUCCAGUCAAGCCAUGCGUGCUGUCUGGUGGAAAAGCGAGGUUGCUGCUGUUGGUUGUUGAACAGCCAAAAUACCUUAGGAAACCAGAAUGGUCUUUGCUUGGCAUGCACAGUGUGGCGUUGGACAGGUCACCGCUACAGCUCAGAAGUGCUGUGCAGUAUGCCGAGAUGCCAUUUGAGGACUUGGCUGUUUACGGACAGGUCACGCUGGAGACCACCGCGGUUCCCGUGACUCCAGAAGCCUUGCAUCGUGUUCCCCUGAACAUCAUGUGUGUUUUGGAUUCUUCAUCGUCCAUGUCGCCGUACCUGCAACAUGUCCAGACUGCAAUGUGUCACAUGCUCCAGCGCCUUGUGCCACAAGAUCAGUUGGGAGUUGUAACCUCCACAUCAGUUGCACUUGAACUGUCCUUGAUGGAUGACGAGGGCAAGCGGCAGGUAACAGAGGCCCUUGAGGCCGUGCAAACUGAAGAUGAUGCCAAUGAUGCCCAUGUCACCCGAGGGCUUGCCCUGGCUCUGCAGUGCCUGGAGAUGAUGGAGAGGCGCGCAGCGCCUUCUUCGGUCUCCGCGAUUCUUCUCGUGGCCUGCAGCCAGGAUGGCCAGCUUCGGGAGCACACGGACUUCUUGCUCGAGCGCUGCGCGGCGCUUCGCUGCAGCUUGCACACCUUGGCGCUUGCAUCGGAGGAAGACAUGGAUGCACUCCCAGAGCUCUCCAUGAGAGCAAGAACACCCUUCACCUUCAUUGAGGAAGCUUCCUUCCUCCGGGAGGCGCUUCAGAGCCUCGUUGACCGUCUGUCCACCACGGUUGCGCAGCAGGUGGAGGUGACCCUGAAGCCUUGCUUUCACCUAGAGGAGGUCCUCACGCCGUUUGACUGCUACCGCAAGCCGGGUGGUUCCUGGCAUGUGAGAAUCCCGGACCUGGGCGUCGGUGAGAGGCGGGACAUCCUGGUGAAGCUCGCUGUGCCGGCCGCUGCGCAGAUGAAGCAAGAUGGCAGCAUCACACUCCUGGAAGCCUCCGUUUCCUCGCAAGGAGGUUACUCCCUGGCGGAGUCGACUUCCAUCAGCAUGCGCCGCACCACUGAAGAAGGUGGAGCUGGUGGAUGUAUAGUAAACAGUGUAAAGGAUGUCAGGGAGAACUUGGAAGUGCGAGACCAAGUGGAGCGCUGGGAGGCAGGCCGGGUAUUGGAAGAGGCGGUCUUCGAUGCCGACCAUCUUGCUUUCGAGGCCGCCGUGGCACAUGUGCGGUGCAAGCGCGGAGAGUAUGAGCUGAUGGAAAGGACGCCCUUGCUUGCACUCUUGGAUCAGGACUUGUGCCGCAUGGAGCAGAGUUUCGAGCUCCGCACCAGCACCGAAUGGAAGGCUUGCCGGCCAAAGGUCCUGCAGGCACUUCUCGGCCACAGGCUGCAACGCUUAGUGAACAUAGCUGCCCCGACUUCGCAUUGA